GUAAUUUGAGGCGUUGGAAUGGGGGUAUAUAUAGUUGGGUUGAGUCUCGAGGAUAGGGUGGUCUUGUUUUCUUGUUCAGCUACACUCUUUUUGACGUUUCUUUCUUGUAUAUUCUAUUCGAUCCAGACUUUGUUCAUUCAUUUGUUAGUAUGAAGCUCAGCUCUCUGAUCUUCGCCGCAGCGGCCGGUUCCGCUGUGGCUGCCCCGGCGCAUACCAAGCGAGCUGGUGCUCUUGAAUGGCUGGGAACCAACGAAUCCGGUGCCGAGUUUGGUGAAGACACCGUUCCCGGAGUCUAUGGCACGGAAUACAUCUUCCCUGACCCGGCGACCAUCAAAACCCUCGUCGGCAAGGGCAUGAACAUGUUCCGCGUCCAGUUCCUGAUGGAGCGCCUGGUGCCCGAGAAGAUGACCGGGACGUACGACGAGGCGUAUCUGAAGAAUCUGACGGAGGUGAUCAACGGCAUCACCGACCAAGGCGUCCAUGCUAUCCUGGACCCGCACAACUACGGCAGAUACAACGGCGAGAUCAUCACCGCCACGGCCGACUUCCAGACCUUCUGGGAGAAUCUCGCCGGCAAGUUCAAGGGCAACGAGCUUGUUGUGUUCGACACGAACAAUGAAUACCAUGAGAUGGACCAAGAGCUCGUCCUCAACCUCAACCAGGCCGCCAUCGACGGAAUCCGUGCCUCGGGCGCAACCGAGCAGUGGAUCUUCGCCGAGGGCAACUCCUGGUCGGGAGCGUGGACCUGGGUCGAGGUCAACGACAACCUGAAAGCGCUCAAGGAUCCAUCGGACAAGCUCGUCUACCAGAUGCACCAGUAUCUGGACGCCGACGGGUCCGGCACCUCGGAGACAUGCGUGUCGGAGACGAUCGGGACCGAACGUCUGCAGGCUGCGACGGAGUGGCUGCGCGAGAACGAGAAGGUCGGCGUGAUCGGAGAGUUCGCGGGAGGCGUGAACGACGUAUGCAAGAAGGCGUUGACCGGGUUCCUGGACACGUUGGUUGAGAACGAGGAUGUCUGGAAGGGCGCGCUCUGGUGGGCGGCGGGCCCGUGGUGGGCGGACUACAUGUUCAACAUGGAGCCCGAGCAGGGACCGGCUUAUGCGGGGGGAAUGUUCGAUCUGAUCAAGGGGUAUAUGGGGAAGAAGCAGUAGUGCUCAUUCGUCGACCCUGUUGUGUGUGUGUGUGAGGGAAAUGAUGUACUACCAGGCAGAAUGUAAAAGGAUCCGGUAAACUUGCUGCCUGGUCGUGGUCCUGUGUUCCUGACUCGACCAUGGGCCGUGAUAAUCGUCGACCCACUGAGGGAUCUGGAGACUCUGUCUGACACGUCCUCAUCAAUCUGAUACGGGUCUCGACUCGUCCAUAUUUACCAUCCUGACCAUUGACCAUCAG
Molecule: messenger RNA, 1392 nt
Organism: Aspergillus candidus
Lineage: Eukaryota; Fungi; Ascomycota; Eurotiomycetes; Eurotiales; Aspergillaceae
Product: glycoside hydrolase family 5 protein
Exons: 6
Coding region: 150-1154 (334 amino acids)
Biological process (GO): glucan catabolic process
Molecular function (GO): hydrolase activity, hydrolyzing O-glycosyl compounds
Source: RefSeq, a predicted model, not a curated record